This is a messenger RNA of Punctularia strigosozonata HHB-11173 SS5, 5964 nucleotides long. RefSeq lists its product as uncharacterized. Lineage: Eukaryota; Fungi; Basidiomycota; Agaricomycetes; Corticiales; Punctulariaceae. Gene Ontology annotation, molecular function: protein binding; protein serine/threonine kinase activity. The coding region runs from base 1 to 5964 and encodes 1987 amino acids. Gene Ontology annotation, cellular component: nucleus. Gene Ontology annotation, biological process: telomere maintenance; protein phosphorylation; DNA damage checkpoint signaling. The record is from RefSeq and is a predicted model, not a curated record. The transcript has 24 exons.
AUGUUGGUAGAGGGUGUGAACGUGUCACUGUCAGGCAGCAAGCCAUUGGAGAAUUCCCUGCCAGAUGCAACGUCGUGGCGCAGGCAUCUGAAGUCGGAUCUGGCAAUCAUUAUUGCCCCCGAUGAAGUCUCCUGGAUGGAGGACGAACUACCCUCUACUGAUUCCGAGUAUGCAUUGAGGGCCUUGUGCGAUAUUAAGGAGCGGUUUUCCAGGCCCAUGACUGAUGACUCAGUAACUGGGCGUUUGGUGAUUGUCGAGCAACUCGGGAGCUUCGCAUGCCUCAUCGCCCAUGCAGGCGUGCAACCUUGCAAUCUCGGGGCAGGGGCGCCUAACGUCUCCUCUCUGGAUACUUAUUUCGACCUGGCUCCUCUGCUGCUGAAAGGUCUUGAGCCCCGCGAUGCUGCGAAAGUCCGCGCCCGGUUUUGUGAUCUAUUGAAACUCAGUAUCAGGCACCAUCCUCUUGAUCCUACCGACAGCUCCCUUAAACGCGUCACAAGAUUGAUUCUUAAUUACAUGGACGACACUGAACGAUCCGUGCGGCUUGCUGCUGGACGAGCUCUGGUCGAAGUAUGCCGGGUAUAUCAGGCGGCUGGUCUCAGCAACAGCAAGGACGUAGAUGGCAUUUUCGCUGCAUUGUCCCAAAUGCUGGAUAAUGGAAAGGAGCACACGAAAGAAAGCAUAGCGAUCUCCGUCGGUGUUUUGGGAAGGGUGGUCGAACGAUCGCUUCUUGGUAGAGUGCUUAGCCUGCUCAUAUCACUUCUCGGAAGACAGAACCCUGUAUUAAAAGGUACAGCAUAUACGCAAUUGCAAGUUCUAGCCAAGUGCCAUAACACGACUCAAUACAAGCUAGUCGCUCCGUAUCAGUCCCGGAUCGCACCGAUGCUGGUUUCUCGUAUUUGCACUGACCCCAGCCUGAUUGUCGAAACAUGUCGUUUUCUCCUCACGACGCCUGGAAGUCUCAUUGCGUCCACCCUUGCUUUCACGCUGCCACCAAUAUUUGCUAAGGGUGAUUUGCGCGUUCUGGAGAAAGUUGGGGAAGCCACAGGACGAAAACCUUCCUCGUUGUUCCUCGGAGACCUGCAACACUCCAUUCUGGCUUACAUCUAUCUCCUUCGCGGCCCCGUUCAGACCAAUCGAGCGCUGGAAUUCGUAUUGAGGGUUCUUAAGGACGCCGCGGGUGGUGAAACUAUUAACCUGCGAGAUGUCGUGAAGAGUUGCAGUAUGCAGUUGAUCGCCGAGCUCGUUGUAGUUCUGGGUGAUGCGGAUCCGGACCGCGCAGAAUCGGCUGUCGAGGCGUUACAGAAGGUUGGACAGACCCUGGAGACGCUGAAGCCUUCUCGUCGGCAGGAUGAACCCCAGACUAUCGGAGACCUCUUGCGCGAUAAUAUGUUAGGGAUAAUCUCCUAUAUGAAUGAUCUGCUUCAGGACGUACAGGGAAAGAAGUCCACCACGACCAAGCAGGGCGUCCUCCGUGCCCUUGGGGCCUUCAUUUCCUAUGUCGGUCCUGCGAUUAGCAGCAUUGCACCUCAGAUCAUGGCGACGCUGCAAACAUCGAUCCUUGUUCGAGUACUUGCUGAGUCGACCAUCGAUAGCUGGCGCAUCUUUAUACACACUCUAGCACCCCAAGACCUGGGACCGCACGUCGGGCCAACAUCGGCAGCUGUCGUUGCAGUAUGGGCUACAUUAUCAGAAUCCGCUCGGACAACGGCUGCUCAGUGUCUGUCAUACAUCGUUCUUGAUGUGGGUGAACAAAUCGGAGACCAUUUGGACGACAUGGUGGACUUGCGGAUGCUACCUGAACUGGAACACGUUCAUAACAGUCUGGCCGCCUGGCGAAGUCGCCUAACUCCGUCCGAUCGUCUAGCUCAUAUAAUUCAGCGGUCUUCCAGCGAGAAUCUCACAGUGGCACUCCAGUCCCUCCACGAACUUCGCGUAUUCAUGCUUGAGCACGAACCCGACUUCUGCGGCAAACUCGCUUCCGGAGACAUGUUUGAUCCGCUCGUCGGGCAGCUCAUGACGGCUCUGAUGUCUGCCGCCUCACGCGAUGGCGAGGAUGUGGAAGAGCUCCAUCUGCUCGCUUAUGAAUGCAUAGGUGCAUUGGGUGCAUUAGAUCCAGACCGAGUGGACGUGGGGACUGGCGAGACAACGAUGAUCGUACUCAACAAUUUUGCCGAUGAGGACGAAUCUGUUCUGUUUGCCAUCCAUCUGAUCCAGGACGUGCUAGUAGGGGCGUUCCGCUCCACAAGCGAGAUCCAAUACCAAAGCCUCCUGGGCUAUGCUAUACAGGAGUUGCUUCAAUUUUGCAAGUUCAACACGACACUCGUAACUCCUGGUCACUCGUCGUCCGUCAGCCUAAAGACACGCAAAGCAUGGAGCAGCUUGCCGAAACACGUUGUCGAGACAGUGACUCCGCUUCUUGGAGCUCGCUUCACUCUGAAGAACAAGGUCCUACCAGACAUGCCACAUCCAAUAUAUCCCUCCCAAACUACCUAUCGAGAGUGGAUUCAGCUAUGGACAGCGUAUCUUAUCACUCGAUGCUCCGGCCAACGCGCAGAGACGAUAUUCGGGGUAUUCAGAGCUGUGGUGCGGAACAAGGAUGUCGGCGUUGCCCGCCAGUUACUCCCCCAUCUAGUGCUCAAUAUCAUCAUUUCUGGAGACCAUGUCGAGGCAGAUAAGAUCCGUUUGGAGAUGAUCGCUGUGCUGGAAGACCAGGUCAAGGCCGACAAUACAUCUACUCCCGAAAAGAAGCUUCUGAGCGCCCAGACCGUAUUCAUGCUGAUGGAUCACCUCAACAAAUGGGUUCGACACGUUCGCCAAGAUGUCAGCAAGACAAAAGCCGACUCACGACGGUCUCGGACUAGCAACAUGACAAGCGAGGCUGAGGAGCAGCUUCUGCGCGUUGACUCCAUACUGUCCACCAUAGACCAAGAUCUGAUGGGCCAGGCUGCCCUACAGUGUAAAGCAUACGCGCUGGCACUGAUGAACUUCGAAAAGCGCAUCGUAACCCUGCAACAGCGGUCGUCGGACUCUAACCUUCAGGAAUACUACGAACGUCUUCAUCAGAUAUACUCACACCUUGAAGAACCAGAUGGGAUGGAAGGCAUAUCCACUCUGAUUAUUUCACCUUCCUUAGAACACCAGAUCAGGCAGCACGAGAGUACUGGGCGUUGGACGUCGGCUCAGAGCUGUUGGGAAGUACGGCUACAGCAAUCUCCAGAUAACCUGGACUUCCACUUGGGAUUGAUGAGAUGUCUCAGGAACCUUGGCCACUACGACACUUUGCGAACACACGUGAAGGGCGUUCUAACCCGAAAUCCCGGCUGGCAAUCCGAAUUGGCAGACUUCCAAGCGGAGAGUUCCUGGAUGGUGGGCGACUGGACUGAUAUACAGGCGUUACUCGAUGGGACAUCCUCGACAAGGACCGCUUCUGUUUCCCUGGCUCGCGUUCUUCUGUCCAUGCAGUCCGAAGAUGAAGAGGAAGUUUCCCGCGCUCUCUCUGACGCUAGGAUGUCACUUGGUCAUUCGAUUACCGCAGCGGGAGCCAACAGUUACCGGCGCUCAUACGAUGCGGUCAUAAACUUACAUCUCCUACAUGAGCUAGACAUAUUCAGCCAGGUCGUGAGGCGUUUGUCACCAUCCCACCAGGGCGACGUCCAGACUCCGGACGUGUUUACGGAACUUUCGCGGACAUUCGACGCCCGCUUAGAGUCAACUCUGCCCAAUUUUCGAACGCGGGAACCUAUUCUCAGCCUUCGCCGGACUGCCAUGCGCUUUCUAACCUCCACCUCGACAUCUCAUAGGGAAGUUUCGCGGUCGUGGCUGACUACGGCGAAGAAUGCACGUAAAGCCGGACAUUGGCAAACUGCCUAUAGUGCGAUUCUACAGGCCCAACAACAGAAGGGGACAUUCCCAUUCAUCGAGAGCGCGAGGCUUCUCAGGGCCACGGGGGAACCCCUUCGCGCUCUUCAAGAGCUAGAGCAUUCAAUGCGCGCUAACGGCUUCCUCGGAGACGAUGUCAUUGACGUGGAAGAGGAAGAGGAUGAUCGACUGAUCCGUGCAAAGGCGAUGGUUCUGCGAGCGCGCUGGUUGAACGAGUCAGACCGUUUCGAUUUUUCCCUUGUACUCGAUGCUUUCCAAAAAGCAGUGAAGGUUUCGCAAGAAUGGGAGAGCGGUUAUUUUCACCUUGGACGCUUCUAUGACGAAUGUUACAAAAGACUAUCCGAAUCCGAUAAAGUUAGAAGAGGGAUCAGAAUGGCUGUUCAGACGGUCAAAAAUUUCAUCAAGGCCAUACGUUUCGGGUCCAAAUUUGUAUACCAAGCGGUGCCUCGCUUGCUCACGCUGUGGCUUGACACCGGCGAAGAUCCAAAUACCAAAGAUACCGAGUGGUUUGACAAAAUCAUCCGAGAUGUGUCCAGCUCCCUGAAACAUAUACCAGUAUAUAAGUGGUAUACGGCCUUCCCGCAGAUCGUAUCCCGUGUAGGCCAUAGUAACGACAGCGUCUACGUCUUACUUUCAAAACUCAUCGCUUUGGUCAUUCAAGAAUAUCCGCGUCAGGCUCUUUGGUUGUUUGCUGCAGUUGUGAAGUCGACCAAGGAAAUUCGCCGACAGCGAGGCCAAGAUAUCUUGAACCGACUACGAAACAACCCGAAGAAUCAUCAAAGUGUUGUUCCGUUGCUCAUAAACGAGAGUGUCUCGAUGACACAUGAGCUGCUCCGGCUUUGCGACUUCAAAUUGAAGGAUGACAAGAAGAUUCUCAGCAUGCGUCGGGAUUUUCCUCGGCUGUACAAUCUCGCGCCAUCACGCCUUAUCAUACCCCUCCAAGAAUCUCUGACUGCCAGCCUUCCUCCAACAUCAUUAUCAUCAGCAGAUCACCAGCCGUUUCCUGUCAAUACUCCAGCUUUCCAAGAGUUUCAUGAUGAGAUUGAGGUCAUGCGCUCCUUGGCGAAGCCGAGGAAAAUAUCCAUUCUCGGGGACAACGGGACUACCUACAUGUUCUUAGGGAAGCCAAAAGAUGAUCUACGCAAGGAUGCCAGACUCAUGGACUUCAAUUCCAUCAUCAACAAGCUACUCAAGUCGAAUUCUGAAUCCCGUCGAAGACAACUUCAUAUACGGACUUAUGGUGUAGUGACUUUGAACGAAGAAUGUGGCUUCAUCCAAUGGGUUCCGAAUACAAUACCCCUGCGUGCCGUUCUCGUAAAAUAUUACGAUGCCCGUGGCGUUCGAUCUUGGAACAAUGAAAUGGGCCAAUCUUUUGCCCGGAUCAAGGACGCGAAGGACAAGGAAGCAGCCCAAAUCUUUGCUCAGGAAGUGAUCCCUCAGUUCCCGCCUGUCUUCCAUGAGUGGUUCCUCGAGACCUUUCCGGAGCCUUCUGCCUGGCUUGCAAGUCGACUGACUUACGGACGCACGGCGGCGGUCAUGUCAAUGGUGGGAUUUAUACUCGGUCUUGGAGAUCGACACUGCGAAAACAUUCUGCUUGAUUCAAAUACCGGAGACAUAGUUCAUGUUGAUUUCAACUGUCUUUUCGAGAAGGGUAAAACACUGGAUACGCCGGAGCGCGUUCCUUUCAGACUGACUCAUAAUCUGGUGGAUGGAUUGGGUGUCACUGGCGUUGAAGGCGUCUUCCGUAUUGCGGCUGAAGCCACCAUGCAACUUUUGCGCGAUAAUAAAGACACCCUAAUGAGCGUACUCGACGCCUUCAUUCAUGACCCUCUGGUCGAAUGGGAGGAUGAAAGUCGGAAACGGGCAAGUAACCAUGUGCGCUCAUCGACAGAUCUCCGCCAACUCGCGAAGAGUUCGCUGUAUCCGAUCGAGAAAAAGCUGAAGGGGAUCUACGCCACGAACAAAGAACGCGAGCGAAGUGAGAGGGAAGUAUCCACGAGCAAUCUUGUGCAAAUGCUCAUCCAGGAAUCGACCGACUUGGCAAACCUUGCAAAAAUGUAUCCCGGAUGGGCCCCAUGGCACUAG